UGGGGCUCGGCUGUCCCGGCCCCGUUCACUCGGUGAGGGGAGGCGGCAGUCGCCGAGUCCCGGCUGCAAUCUGAGCGGGCCUGAGGCUACCGGCCGGGGAGUAGGGCUGGGCCCCCGAGUUCCUGAGCUUCCCUUUCUGUGGAGAGGGAAGGGAGGUGUCAGCCGCGGGUGCGGGGCAGCCCCCUUCCUGCCGGGUGUGCGGGGAGCCAUGCGGCAGUUCCUACCUCGGGACGCGGCUUCUCGGCCCGGAAAGCUUUUGAGGAACUGAUUAGUAGCCUGGCACUUCAUCUGUUGCAAGCAGGACAAUGGCUGCCAGCAAGAGCAAGAGUCAAAGUUCCUUGGCCCUCCAUAAAGUUAUUAUGGUUGGCAGUGGAGGUGUGGGCAAAUCUGCACUCACUCUUCAAUUUAUGUAUGAUGAGUUUGUAGAAGACUAUGAACCUACCAAGGCUGACAGCUACAGAAAGAAAGUAGUUUUGGAUGGUGAAGAAGUUCAGAUAGACAUUCUGGACACAGCAGGACAGGAGGAUUAUGCAGCUAUCAGAGAUAACUAUUUCCGCAGUGGGGAAGGAUUCCUUCUGGUCUUCUCAAUAACAGAGCACGAAUCCUUUACAGCAACAGCAGAGUUUCGGGAGCAGAUCCUGCGUGUGAAGGCUGAAGAGGAUAAAAUCCCUUUACUGGUAGUAGGAAACAAAUCUGACUUGGAAGAGCGCAGACAAGUGCCUGUAGAAGAGGCCAGAAGUAAAGCAGAGGAGUGGGGUGUGCAGUAUGUAGAAACUUCUGCCAAAACCAGAGCGAAUGUAGAUAAGGUAUUCUUUGAUUUAAUGAGAGAAAUCAGAGCAAAGAAAAUGUCAGAAAACAAAGACAAGAAUGGCAAGAAAAGUGGCAAGAACAAGAAAAGCUUUAAAGAAAGAUGUUGUUUACUGUGAUACUUGGGAACUCUAAAUAUCUAUCUACAGGUGGCAUGGAUGAGAUACCACUAAGGAUAUAGGGCUGGAUUCAUGAAAGGAAGUCUGUAUUGACUCCCUUAUCUUUUGCUUUGCAUAUCAUGCCUUCAGAAUGUGAAAACAGAACUUUGAAACCAUUUCUGGUAUCCAAUAAAACCAAUGCCAACUUAAACUGAAAUGGGCCUAGUCCUAGAAACAGUUUCAGAACUACAAUCCUUCUGCUUGGUUAUACAGUGUACUUUUGUAUUAACUUCCUAGUUUACUCUAGUGUUUUUCUGAGUAUGUUUCUCUUGAACCUCUACUGGCCUUAACAAGCACAGCUGUUCAGGUUCAACCUUUUUUUUUCCCCCCUACUGUUGCUGCCCUCCUUGAUGUUGCAAACUGCAGAAAAGCUAGAUGACAUCUGGUAAAGGGUUUGAGUCUCAGUCUUCUGUUAGUGGUCACUGGUGUUUCUUGCACUGAAAUCUGCUGACUUCUUCCCCAGAAAAUAGCAACUGACAAGUAAGAGUCAACCAAAACCAAACUUAAUGCCAUGUUCUGUUUAGUCAAUACAGCAUUCAUGAAUCAAGCCUAUGGACUCAAUUCAGACUUAUUUGAACAAUGCAAAAAUUGUUAAUUAAAUACUGGCAAGAUGCAUUCCCCGCAUCCUCAAAUUAGUUAGAUGGGGUGAGGAAAUGACUAAGCCUUUCUUCAAAAGGAAUAAUGUUACCAUCUCCUUAAUGUGUCCUGGGUUUCUUUCAUCUGUUGUGGCUAGACUCAGUUACACUCACUCUACAUCCAUCAUCUUUCCUUUCCCUCAUACUGGAAUAGUGAAAAUCAAAGUGCUGAUUUCAUUGGUUUUGUUUAUAUUGGAACACUUGUAAACAUUUUGGAAAAGUGGGAAUAUCUGGAUCUUGUCUUGGUGCAGAUGAAAACUUUGGAGUAAGGGUGGGUCACAUCACACAAUCAUGUCUUAUAAUAGGUGAAGCAUACAUGCUACCUCUCAAUGAUUAUCUGGCUAGUGAGUUCUGUGGUGUCAAAAAGCAAAUGAAGUUAAGCAGUUGCCAUGUGUGUUACUCACUGUUUAUUUUAUAUGUACUGUUUCUGAUGCACAGCAAGCUAGCACAUGGAGAUGUGAGCUGAAUUUUGUACCAGAUACGCAAUGAUGGUCAUGUAUUGAUCAAAAAAACCCUGCCUAGAAAUGGAAGUCAGUACUCAGUAGGUUGUCAGAUGACUGAACUGAGCAUUCUGAUGCAGUUUGGGUGCAGCUGCCAAACAAAAUAUUUCUGUCACUGUUGUGGAAAGUAACUAUCUAUGGGUUAUAAAGUGUCUCAAUGAAUUAUGGCUGUCUUCUGUUUUGAAGGAGUAGAGAGACUUAAAGUAAUGACUGAAUCUUGCUUGUUAACCAGAUAAUUAAAUCACAGUUACUUGGUCAAAAGAAUGUGCUAUGUGGUUGUGCAGUGAAGCACACUGCAGCACUAAACUAACAAACUUUCCUUUUGAGGUGAAGGAAUAGAGAAUACUGUUCAGUGCUUAGUAUUGUUAAUUUGAGCUUGAAAAACAAUUUUAACAUGUACUAGAUUGCUGGUGUGCAUUCCACCUUCAUAAAUAAGGUUUGUUAGAUGUCGGAACUUUUGUUGGUCUGAGGUUACACAGGGACUUAUCACAAACUCAUUGUCUUCCAUAACUAGUUCAACUUGUCAGGCAACUCAUGGGAUUGGAGAAACUACUAAAUAAAAGGUGCUGUAAUCUUCA
Molecule: messenger RNA, 2678 nt
Organism: Calypte anna (Anna's hummingbird)
Lineage: Eukaryota; Metazoa; Chordata; Aves; Apodiformes; Trochilidae
Gene: RALB
Product: RAS like proto-oncogene B
Exons: 5
Coding region: 306-926 (206 amino acids)
Biological process (GO): Ras protein signal transduction
Cellular component (GO): plasma membrane
Molecular function (GO): GTPase activity; GTP binding; GDP binding
Source: RefSeq, a predicted model, not a curated record